AUGGGGACUUGUCAGUUUGAAACAACAAGAUAUGUUGUGUCUGAACUGCUUGACGACCCAGGAAACUGUAGGCGGUACAUUGACCUGGAGCAGAGUCUGUAUCACCAGAGUGAGUCUCUCUUGAGUGAGCAGCAGGAGCUGAGGGAUGCCUUGAAGUGGGCAGAGGGAUUCCUCCAGGGUCCGGCGGGAUCUCACAGUGAAUUCUGCAGCGCUGAAUACGUCUGUUCCACUGUGAUCAAUGACAGAGCAUACGUGACUGUAGAGAAUUCAGAGAGCGAUCCUCUCCGCCCGUCCUCGUGCUCCUCGGUGAAAGAUGAGGAAACUUGGCUGGGGAGCAGAGAAACUGAAAACAUGAGAAGUCUGAAGCUGCAGCACACCAACAAUAAACAAACCCUGUGCCAAGUCAACUGCAGUGUAUUUUGCACGUUAAUCCUGUGUUUUGAUUGUUGCAUCCGUCAGCGUGCAGGUGUCCCCGACUGUAACCGCUGGAUGUGUUUGCCUGAUGAGGUGUGGCUGUCCAUCCUGUCUCUCGUGCCUCACCGGGAUUUGUGCAGAGUGCUGCGGGUCUGCCGCCGCCUGCGCUCGCUGGCUGACGAUCACACGCUCUGGAGAAAUCUAAGGGUUGAAAACUCUGACCUAAAUGAGGAGUGGUUGCUUCACGCGGGCCGACGCUGUCCUCGGACUCUGUGUCUGUACAGCUGCAGCAGCCUGUCCGUCUCCUCCUCUGCGCUGGAGCAGUUUUUCUCUCUGUGCAGGAACUCACUGCAGGAGCUCAAGGUCACGAGUUGUGUUGGUGCUGGUCUGCAUGGCGACCAGGUGCUGGCUCUGAUUGGUCAGCUGUGUGACCAUGUGACAAGUGUGGAUGUGAGCUGGAGUGGAGCAACAGACUCAGGGCUGAAAGCUCUGAUUGACAGUAGUCAGAGGGCAACACUGAGAUCUGUAGUGCUGAAUGGCUGCCAUAUCACCGAUGUCCCACUGAAGAAGCUCAUCAUGAAGCACCAUGAAAGCCUGCGCAGGUUGGAAGUGUUUGGCUGUCAUUUCCUCUCUCCAUCCUGCCUGCAGACGUUAUAUGAGAUGUGUCCUUGCCUUCAGCAUCUAAACAUUGGACGUGUCCCGAAAGUCCACAUGCACAGCUUUACAGCGAUGGCGUCUCAGCUGAAAUGUCUCAUUUCACUGAAUCUCACUGGGCUGCAGGUGGUCAAUGAUGCCUCAGUGGACAGUUUGCUCCAGAACUGUGUCAAGCUUGAGUGUUUGAACCUGAGUUCCUGUCCUGCAGUCACCGACGUGACGCUGCACAACAUCAGCAAGCACACACCCAGUAUCAGAUCGCUUGGUUUGAGUGGCUGUGCAGCAGUAACAGAUGCAGGCAUUCAGUCUUUAGCUCUGGGCUGCAGACGACUUCAGCAGCUGGAUCUCAGCUCCACCCGAACCGGAAACAGAGGGGUUUCUCUACUGGCAAAUUACUGCAGUUCACAUCUUCACACUGUCAAACUCAGCUUCUGCCACGUCACCUCAGAAUUUAUUCUGAAGCUUUGCAGAAACUGCAAGAGGUUGAGCGUGCUUCACCUGUACGGCUGCGUUCGUCCACCCACAGAAAUACAGAUCAGUAACAUGAACAGCACCGUUAAAGUUUUCCCUCCACACUGA
Molecule: messenger RNA, 1647 nt
Organism: Salarias fasciatus (jewelled blenny)
Lineage: Eukaryota; Metazoa; Chordata; Actinopteri; Blenniiformes; Blenniidae
Product: F-box/LRR-repeat protein 2-like
Exons: 12
Coding region: 1-1647 (548 amino acids)
Biological process (GO): SCF-dependent proteasomal ubiquitin-dependent protein catabolic process
Cellular component (GO): SCF ubiquitin ligase complex
Molecular function (GO): protein binding
Source: RefSeq, a predicted model, not a curated record